AGGGAUGAAAAGGAAAGUGGGAAAAUUUUGUAGGUCAAGAAGGCAGCUAGUACUGAAUGAAGUGGAUUCUGGAUUCUGGAAGUAGAAGGCAGUACCAGAUUCGCUAGCAAUAUUUGUCAAACAUGUACUCCUAUCUGUUUUUGUUUUGAUUCUGGAUUCUGGAAGUAGUUCUGCAUUUGGAUAAUGAUUGUGGCUCGUUAUGGAGGAUCACUUUCACAUCCUCAGUUCGGAUUGUGCAAUUCAAGGAUUUUCUGCUCAUCCGAACCAGGCGUCACGUUAAGGCGGCGAGUACUGAAUGAAGUGGACAAUGAGCUGAGCAGAGGAGAUGAGAGAGCUGCACUGUCGCUCGUCAAAGAAUUGCAAGGAAAACCAGGCGGCCUUAGGUGUUUCGGCGCCGCACGGCAGAUACCCCAACGACUGUAUUCCUUGGACGAAUUGAAAUUGAAUGGAAUAGAAACCGUGUCUCUUUUAUCACCAGUUGACUCCACACUGGGCUCUAUUGAAAGAAUCUUGCAGUUAGCGGCUAUAUCUGGCUGGAUUGCGGCUUGGAAUAUACUCCAUUUAAAUCCUCAACAGAUUCUCUUCAUCUCUUUGGGACUGAUGUUUUUAUGGACAUUUGAUUCGGUCUCCUUUAAUGGAGGGCUCAGUGCAUUGGUUCUUGACACUACUGGUCACACCCUCAGCCAAAAGUACCAUAACAGGGUUACUAAGCAUGAAGCAGGGCAUUUCUUGAUCGCCUAUUUGCUAGGAGUCCUUCCUAAGGGUUAUACACUGACAAGUUUGGAAGCUUUCAAGAAGGAAGGAUCACUGAAUGUUCAAGCUGGGACCGCAUUUGUGGACUUUGAGUUCAUCGAGGAGGUCAACAAAGGACAAGUGUCAGCUACAAUGCUGAACAGGUUUUCUUGCAUUGCUCUAGCAGGUGUAGCAACAGAGUAUCUUCUUUUCGGAUGUGCUGAGGGGGGACUUGCAGAUAUUAACCAGUUAGACAUGCUACUUCGAAGCCUGGGGUUUACACAGAAAAAAACUGAUUCUCAGGUGAGAUGGGCUGUACUGAAUACCAUAAUCAUUUUGCGCCGUCAUGACAAUGCUCUAGCAAAGCUUGCAGAGGUAAUGUCAGAAGGAAGAUCAGUAGGCUCUUGCAUUGACACAAUAGAAGAAAACAUAAGUGAUGAUGGCUGGUAACUCUUCUUAAGGGAAACACGCUAAUAAUAUGUCGACUAUACAUGUUCUUUGAAUUGCUUGCUUGUAUUCUCACAUCAUCUUUCAGAUCAAUUCUGCAGCUUCUUGUCUGUAUAUAAUUCAUGUAUAAGAGUAUGUUUCAUGCAUGUACGGGUUAGGUGUAAUGUUGAUGACAAGCACCGGUUUCCAAAGUGAAGGUCACGGUUCGAAUCUCAUCCCGAUAGAAAAUUGACAUUACUAUAAAUGCUAUAUAUAUAAAU
Molecule: messenger RNA, 1439 nt
Organism: Cuscuta epithymum
Lineage: Eukaryota; Viridiplantae; Streptophyta; Magnoliopsida; Solanales; Convolvulaceae
Source: the annotation of a GenBank genome assembly